AUGGAGCAAAGCGAAAGGACGUUGGAUUUAGCUCCGCGGAAAUUGGCUAGGCAAUUGGAUUUCACGGCCGUUUGUGGAGCUCCCUCACACCUGAAACUGCAGCCAGCGACGCCUCAGUCACGGUCACAAUCAAUUCUGCAGCCGCCGUCUCAGCCGCUGCGUUCUCCGUCGCAAUUACAAUUGGACUUACAGUCAUUCGGGCAACGAGCGUGGUUAUCUUCACAGCCACAUGUACAACAGCAGAGAACACCAGAGACUAAGGUAAUGCCGCAAUUGCAAGCGCCGCGGCCACAGCUAGUUUCACCGCUUCGUCGAAUUCCUCAUCCUGUGCAGAAACUUCCGGUGAAGAUGAUGCAAGUCGUGAAGCAAGAGUCUCCAAGAUCACAACCUCGAUAUAAUGUGGAAUUCAAGGAGAUCACUCCAAAGAAACAAAAACAAUGUAACUGCAAAAAUUCUAGAUGCCUCAAAUUGUACUGUGAGUGCUUUGCAGCUGGGAUCUAUUGUGAUGGCUGCAACUGUGUAAAUUGUCAUAAUAAUGUGGAUAAUGAGGUUGCCAGACAGGAGGCAGUUGGAAUAACAUUGGAACGCAAUCCAAAUGCUUUCAGACCAAAAAUUGCUAGCAGUCCGCAGGAACCAAGAGAUUCCAAGGAAGAUGUGUCUGAAAUUCAAGUAGUAGGAAAGCACAAUAAAGGAUGUCACUGCAAGAAAUCAGGUUGCCUUAAGAAGUAUUGUGAGUGCUUCCAAGCCAAUAUCCUCUGCUCUGAAAAUUGUAAAUGCAUGGACUGCAAGAAUUUUGAGGGAAGUGAAGAAAGAAAGGCAAUCUUUCAUGAAGAGUAUAAUAUAGUUAACAUCAAACAGGCAGCAAAAGCAUCCAGUAGUGGAAUUUUUGGAUCAUCUGGCUAUGGAAUCCACAUAACACCCAAGAGAAAAAUUCAGGAAAUAUUUUCUGGAAAAUCAGCCAUGGAUCAAACUGUUAACAUGACUGCUCAAUACCAACAGGAAAUUGAUCCUAUGGCUUCAUCACUUUUAUCUCUGUCAGCUUCCUUUGUUUCUGACAAUGCAAGAAUUUCAGGGUCUUCAAGAUCUACAUACCGGUCUGUAAUGGCUGAUGUCCUCCAGCUACAGAAUGUGAAGAAUCUCUGUUCACUCUUUGUUGUUCUCUCAGGAGUAGCUGCAAAGACAAAUACAGAAAUGAGUGGCAAAGUAGACUGGCAAACAAAAACUGGGAAUUUUGAGGCUUCAAUGGUUUCAUGUGCUCAAUCACUGCAAAGCACUAGAGAUGUCUACAAGCCUGUUUGUGAUAAUCAUGUGAAAAAAGAUGAAGCAGACACAGUUGAUAUUGCCAAUUAUAGUAAGCCAUUGUCACCAGAAACACUAGCAUUGAUGUGUGAUGAACAGGAUGAUAUGAUUUUUGGAAAUAGUUCUGUAAAUGGAGUUUCAUGCAACAGCACUGAUCAAAACAUGAUUCGAAAGUCAUCUAAUUCUAAUGGAUGCAGUGAUGUUUAUGGAGAGCAGGAAAGGCUUGUACUGACCAAGUUCUUGGAUGUUCUUCGCAGACUUAGUACUCUUGGUAGUAUUAAAGGUCAGGCUAUAGUGUUAUGAUGUUAAAGUCUUCACACUCGCACAGCCUUGUUUGGGCAAAAUUAAUCUGGAUUUUCCUGUCAAUCAACUGCAAUAUUCUAUGAAUAGCCAACUAGGAAAACCUGAGUUGGCGUGGCUGACAAAUAUUUAUUUUAACUAUAUUUUAUAA
Messenger RNA from Abrus precatorius (Indian licorice), 1750 nucleotides. Its product is annotated as protein tesmin/TSO1-like CXC 5. The record is from RefSeq and is a predicted model, not a curated record. The transcript has 7 exons. Bases 1 to 1602 code for a protein of 533 amino acids. NCBI's taxonomy places the organism in Eukaryota, Viridiplantae, Streptophyta, Magnoliopsida, Fabales, Fabaceae. Gene Ontology annotation, cellular component: nucleus. Gene Ontology annotation, biological process: regulation of DNA-templated transcription.